AUGAAACAGGAGCAAUCCCACGAAGACAACUCAUACGCCACGGAGUUCAUAAACCUCUUUGGCAAAGGUACCGGGACACACGUCAGUAGCAACGAUAGUGGUAAUAAUGGUAUGGGAAGCGUAAAUACAUUGGAACAGUUUGUAGCAACAGGCACAUCAUCAUCGUCACUGGCAGCUAACACCGAGAACAGACGUCCCUUAGUAGGUGAUGUCACCACUAGAGGUCACACCAAUUUAUAUGACCAUGCUGUCACGCCAGAAAUACUCCUGGAGCAGUUGGCCUACGUCGAUAAUUUCAUACCAUCAUUGGAUAACGAGUUCUCUAAUGUUGACUGGAACGUGAACACCACUCACAAUAAUAUUAGCAAUAACGGUACAAACACCUUCAGCAGUAUAAAUGCAAACCCUUUUGACUUGGAUGAACAACUAGCGAUUGAGUUAAGCGCCUUUGCCGAUGACUCGUUUAUCUUUCCAGACGAAGAUAAACCUGACAACAACAACAAUAAUAAUACUAAUGACAAUAAUAACAACGAUAAUAACAACAAUAAUAACGGAGAUGACGUAUUUCACGAGGACCCUACUAACAAUAAUAGGCAGAGAAAUCCUCAUUUCUUAACACAAAGAAGGAACACCUUUUUAACUUCUCAGUACGAUCAAUCAAAAUCUAGAUUUUCUUCCAGAAACAAAAGAAAUGGUAACGGCGGUGAAACUAACAAUCAUGAUAACAAUAGGCAGGUCAAUCACGAUUUUGAGCCGAACCUCAUAGCAGGUCCUCCUCAUUUCCCUUUGAGCACGACCAAUAUGACAUCAAUGGACCAUGGUGCCUUCACAAACGUUGAAAUCACCUCAACUGAGAAUAUCACUUCUAACAACGAUGUGGAUGCGCUAUCACACUUGCUUCAUAAAACGACACAUGCACCUAAUCGCUCGUCUCCCUUAAAUAAUGUUACUUCUGUCCAAAACACAUCUCAUUUACAAGAACAACAAUCAGAUAGUAAAGUAAAGAAUAGCGACAACAACAACAACAACACCUUAAACGAAGCCCCUAAUAUAACUGUACCUGACUACUCGGUUAUUCCGACAUCUGUUUUGGUGACACUAUUACCAAGAGUUGAUGUGCCUAAGGGCGCUUUUAACUCGUUGACUACUGCGGGAUUUGAUAAUGACCAAAUUGAUGCUAUUGCAGCAAUAAUGGCUUAUCACCAUCAAAAAAAAAUAAGGAAUAAUAACAAUAUUAACAAUAACGUCAAUACUAGUACCAGCCAAGAAACACCGAUUCUUAAGAACAUCAAUGAACUUUUAAAUGUCCUAAUACCAUCAUCUUCGGCAUCAGCAGAUAUAGCUGCACCAACUACCUUAUCCACUUCACCUUCUUCGUCCAGUGAGCACGGCGUAGUAGCAGAGGCCUCUUUCCUAAGCUCUAUUUUGGAACUGGGCGUAAAUCAUUCGAAAAGUGAUAAUAUUCACAAUGAACGACAACCUUCACGAAACAAUAAUAAAAGUUCAAGAGAAGAGAACGGUGGAAAUGUCAAUGACAAUGUCAAUGACAAUAACGUUGUCAUUAAGUUAAGUAAUAGAACGCAUAGCAAUGAAAUAACCAAAAUACGAUCCGAAUCAACUUUAGACAUAGGCUCAUCCACUUACAACGAAAAUAGUUUGAAAAGAUCACAUUCUAGCGACUUGAAAGAUAAAGAAAUACCUGUAGAGCGCAAGUAUUCUGAUAAUGAAGACAUAGACUAUGAUGAUACAGAUUUACACAACUAUGAGAAAAAGCAACUGAUCAAAAAGGAGUUAGGAGACGAUAAUGAGGAUCUAUUGAUACAAUCCAAGAAAUCUCAUCAGAAGAAGAAAAUAAAGGAGAAGGAACUGGAGUCAUCAAUACAUGAGCUGACUGAAAUUGCGGCAUCUUUACAAAAACGGAUACACACAUUAGAGACUGAAAACAAGCUUCUAAAAAAUUUGGUUCUAAGUAGUGGUGAAACCGAAGGUAUCAAGAAAGCUGAAAGCUUAAAGAAGCAAAUCUUGGAAAAGGUGCAGAAAGAAUAA
This is a messenger RNA of Saccharomyces mikatae IFO 1815, 2046 nucleotides long. It is a transcript of the gene MET4, whose product is annotated as Met4p. Gene Ontology annotation, cellular component: Cbf1-Met4-Met28 complex; nucleus. The coding region runs from base 1 to 2046 and encodes 681 amino acids. Gene Ontology annotation, biological process: regulation of transcription by RNA polymerase II. Lineage: Eukaryota; Fungi; Ascomycota; Saccharomycetes; Saccharomycetales; Saccharomycetaceae. Gene Ontology annotation, molecular function: RNA polymerase II transcription regulatory region sequence-specific DNA binding; DNA-binding transcription activator activity, RNA polymerase II-specific. The transcript has a single exon. The record is from RefSeq and is a predicted model, not a curated record.